Pungitius pungitius (ninespine stickleback) is the source of this 1103-nucleotide messenger RNA. It is a transcript of the gene akip1, whose product is annotated as A kinase (PRKA) interacting protein 1. NCBI's taxonomy places the organism in Eukaryota, Metazoa, Chordata, Actinopteri, Perciformes, Gasterosteidae. Bases 365 to 868 code for a protein of 167 amino acids. Gene Ontology annotation, cellular component: nucleoplasm. The transcript is spliced from 5 exons. The record is from RefSeq and is a predicted model, not a curated record. Gene Ontology annotation, biological process: regulation of non-canonical NF-kappaB signal transduction.
GACAGUCUGAUCCCACUGUGCAGUCUUUGUUUACGUUUUCAGCCCGUUUCGAAGGAUCCGACGGAAUGGCGCAGACGAGUCGCAGCCGCUGUGACGCGGUCGGUCGAUGAGUGAUGACGUAGGCUCUAGUGGAUACGGCAGCCGCUUGAUCGGAACACCGCUGAAGAAAGGUUAAGUUGCAAGGCGGGGUUUCCUGUCCCGUCACUUGAAGACACCACCGCCUUCAUGAACAUUAUCGUGACAUGCAGCAAGCUGAGAGCUUGUGACGAUGUGUUUUUCCCCUGUGACCUGCUGAUGGUCAGUGCGUUUCACAGCCUGUUCCUGCCCUCAGGUGAAGGACCCCUGAGUUUAACUGGACCUCCUCAUGGCUAAUCAAGCCUGGCUGGAGUCCUCUCUGCGUCGCUCUGCCAGUUUGGGACAGGAAGUGCUGCAGCGGGCCUCCAGGCGCAGUGUGGACUGGACGAGCACCGGAGUGUCCCGGACCCCCACUACGACCGACGAAGACGCACGGAUGCCCGCCAAGAGACCCCACACAGAGCUCGACGAUGUCUUUGCAGCCCUUGCAGGCCUCAUGGCACAGACGACGCAUCAGUGCAAGAGGCUUUAUGAGUCCGGCUGUGGCUCCGAGCCCUCCGACGCCGAGAGGAGCCACGUGUCCAGGUUCCACUCGCGGCCGUCUGUUGGGACGACGUCAGCCAGAAAACACCCAAAGGUUCCCCGCUGCAAGGGUCGUGCGUCGGGUGAAGAUUUCGUCAUUGAGGUUUCGCCGGGGACGUACGCCGUCACUGCCAUCGUUCCGGAGUUACAGCAGACUCAGCUGGUCAAGGUCGGAGAUGGAGAGAGCAUCUACCUGACCUUUGAUCUCUGACCCCUGACCUGACCACUCAAUACUUAAACCAACCAAAGCUUGUGCGUUUUUUGUGUGUUUAUUGCCUGGUUUUGCACAGAUUUAACAUUUUAUUUUGCUAAUAAUGUUUUUAUUUGCAUCUAUAUUUUAAUUUAUUUUACACGUUACUUUAUCUCGUGUCCAACAACAUCAUGACUUUUUAACUUGUACUUCAACUGCAUCAGUGUAGAAAAAUAAAGUUUUAUUUUUUAUCAAA